This is a messenger RNA of Trypanosoma grayi, 921 nucleotides long. RefSeq names its product D-lactate dehydrogenase-like protein. The record is from RefSeq and is a predicted model, not a curated record. The transcript has a single exon. Lineage: Eukaryota; Euglenozoa; Kinetoplastea; Trypanosomatida; Trypanosomatidae. Gene Ontology annotation, biological process: lactate catabolic process. Gene Ontology annotation, cellular component: mitochondrion. Gene Ontology annotation, molecular function: FAD binding; D-lactate dehydrogenase (cytochrome) activity; D-lactate dehydrogenase (NAD+) activity. Bases 1 to 921 code for a protein of 306 amino acids.
AUGCCGGCGGAGUACAAUAUCGCACCGCUGGCCGAACGCCAGGAGAAAUACGCCGCUCUGUUUGCGGCGCUUCGGGCUGUUCUCCCCGACCCGGACAAGCAGCUCAUCCUCGACCCCAAGAAGCUGGAGAGCUCGUACAGCAGCGACAAAUCGUACCACAUGCCUGUGACUCCGUGUGCGGCUGUGGUGCCGGCCACAAUUGAGCAGGUGGCCGCCGUGGUGAAGCUGUGCGCUGCCCACAGGGCCCCCAUGACGCCGCGAGGGGCUGGCACAGGCAUCGAGGGUGGCGCAAUCCCGUACGGCGGUGGUGUGGUGAUCGAUACGAAUGGCCUGCAGCGGAUGGACUUCGAUGUUAACAAUGCGUUUGUGUGGGUUGGGGCCGGCGUGAAGAAACUGCAGUUGGUGAAGGCUGCGCGGGAGCGUGGCUUCACGUUCGGCCCCGACCCAUCGUCGAACCCGUGCGUUGGCGGGAUGGUGUCGACGUCCGGCAGCGGCAUGUCGACACUGAAGUACGGCACGACCCGCGAAAACAUUCUCUCGCUCCGCGUCGUGACACCUAUGGGCAGCGUGGUGGAGACGCGCAAGGUUGUGCGCAAGUCGUCGUCUGGGCUUGAUCUGACGCAGCUUUACUGCGGUAGCGAGGGCACACUGGGUAUCGUCUGCGAGGUUGCCUUCAAGCUGUGGCCGCUGCAGCGGCACAGUGCUGGGGGCUUCGCCAGGUUCGCCACUCUGCCGGAUGAUGUGCGGUCAAUCGCGGCGCUGCGCCGAGCUGGAUUUCCCAGGACACCGACCCGCUGUGAGCUUAUCAGCGCUGACGGUAUUCGAGCUUCCAAUAAGUACUUGAAGGAAGACCUUGUACCGGCGCCCACCAUCCUCAUGGAAUUUACCGACAAUGAUGCCAAGGGACGACAGAUGCGGUAG